AUUCAGAAUCAGCUGCAUAUAGAAAUUAAGGUCAGAAUAAUACAGAAAACACGACCAGUGAUAUUAGACCUGGCUUUUUUUCCUUUUUAGACAUAAUGGCUUUACUACCAAUAAUCCUUUCCAGCCUAUUAAUGAUAGAAUUUGUUCUAGGAAACUUUGCCAAUGGCUUCAUAGCACUGGUGAACUGCACUGACUGGGUCAAGAGACAAAAGCUGUCCUGCACUGACCGAAUUCUCACUGCUCUGGCGGUCUCCAGAAUUGGUUUACUCUGGGUAUUAGUAUUGAAUUUGUAUGCUACUGUGUUUAAUCUGGCAUUCUAUAACACAGAAGCAAGACUUAUUAUGCAUAUUGUCUGGGUAGUAAGCAACCAUUGUAGCCUCUGGCUUGCUACUAGCCUCAGCAUACUUUAUUUGCUCAUGAUAGCCAAUUUCUCCAAUCGUUGUUUUCUUCAUCUGAAAUGGAAAGCUAAAAGAGUGGUUCUCAUGAUAUUUUUGGGGACUUUGAUCAUCUUGGUUUGUCAUAUUGCAGUGAGUAGCAUAGAGGAAGCAAUGGCGAUGAAUGUAUAUGAUAGAAACAUCACUUGGGAAACCAACAUGUUGGAUAAGGUACACAUUUCAAGUGUGACUGUAUUCAUACUUGUAAACUUCAUACCCUUUACAAUGUCCCUGACAGCUGUUUUGCUGUUAAUCUUUUCCAUGUGGAAACAUGUCAAGAAGAUGCAACUCAAUGGCAAAGGAUCCCAAGAUCUCAGCACCAAGAUUCACGUAAGAGCCAUGCAUACUGUGAUCUCCUUUCUCUUGCUGUUUGUCAUUUUCUUCGUGUCUCAAAUCACUUCACUUUUGAAUUCUAGUACUCUACAGAGCAUUUCAGUUCGCACUUUUUGCGAGGUUCUUGGAUUGAUGUAUCCUUCAAGCCACUCAUUCAUCUUGAUUUUUGGGAACAAGAAACUACGACAGGCCUUCUUGUCAUUUCUAUGGCAGCCGAGGUGCUGGCUGAAUAAGAGGAAAUAA
Molecule: messenger RNA, 1010 nt
Organism: Molossus molossus (Pallas's mastiff bat)
Lineage: Eukaryota; Metazoa; Chordata; Mammalia; Chiroptera; Molossidae
Product: taste receptor type 2 member 31-like
Exons: 1
Coding region: 96-1010 (304 amino acids)
Biological process (GO): detection of chemical stimulus involved in sensory perception of bitter taste; G protein-coupled receptor signaling pathway; sensory perception of taste
Cellular component (GO): membrane
Molecular function (GO): bitter taste receptor activity; G protein-coupled receptor activity
Source: RefSeq, a predicted model, not a curated record